Molecule: messenger RNA, 2331 nt
Organism: Rhincodon typus (whale shark)
Lineage: Eukaryota; Metazoa; Chordata; Chondrichthyes; Orectolobiformes; Rhincodontidae
Product: gamma-glutamyl hydrolase (conjugase, folylpolygammaglutamyl hydrolase)
Exons: 9
Coding region: 187-1140 (317 amino acids)
Biological process (GO): tetrahydrofolylpolyglutamate metabolic process
Cellular component (GO): vacuole
Molecular function (GO): gamma-glutamyl-peptidase activity
Source: RefSeq, a predicted model, not a curated record
UCUGAGCUAAUCCCAUGUCAGCUGCUGGCAAUAGAUAGGGGACCAGGAUCCGCCCUUCGCUUGCGGAGUUACAUAAACUCACGGACGGCCGACUGCAGCCGGAAAUCAGCGUCUCUUUAGUUUACCUUUCGCAAUCUCAACUCAGAGUUCAAGGGUUCUGCAAUGUUUUAAAUACACACUUUAAGAAUGGCAGCUCCUCACUCGCCUGUCUAUGCCACGGGGUUGUGUGUCUCCCUUUUGCUGCUGUGUGUUCAGCUCGCCAGCUCCCUGCUUAACCAGAGGCCGAUCAUUGGUAUUCUGGCUCAGAAAACAUAUGGGGGUAAUUUUGAGAGAUUUGGUGACAGCUAUAUUGCAGCAUCAUAUGUUAAAUAUCUGGAAUCUGCCGGGGCUCGAGUUGUGCCCAUAGGUAUUAACCUAACGGAAGAUCAGUGCCAGAAACUCUUUUACUCCAUCAAUGGACUACUUCUCCCAGGUGGUGGAGCAAAUCUUCUUCAGUCUCCAUAUGCCAGGAUUGCUGCCUUCUUUUAUAAACUCGCACUUCAGGCCAACGAUCAUGGGACUUACUUCCCAGUGUGGGGAACCUGCCUUGGAUUUGAGGAGCUGACUGUCCUUACAAGUGAAAAAAAUCUUCUUACUACUACAAACACAUCAAAUGUUCCUCUUCCUUUGAAUUUCACCAAAGGUGCUAUGGACAGUCGGAUGUUUAAGAAUUUUCCAGUGGAUCUAAUGAAGGCAUUGGCUGUAGAACCUUUAACUGCAAAUUUCCACCACAACAGCCUCUCUGUGAAGAAUUUUACAAGCAAUGCAGAAUUAAGAAACUUCUACAACAUCUUGUCAACUAAUAUGGACAGCAACGGCAUAGAAUUUAUAUCCACGAUGGAAGGAAAAAGCUACCCUGUUUAUGGAGUUCAGUGGCAUCCUGAGAAAAAUUCUUUUGAGUGGACCAGAAAGGGGAAGAUCCCACAUACUCCUCAUGCUGUUGAAGUUGGAUGGUACAUGGCUAACUUUUUCGUUAAUGAAGCUCGCAAGAAUUGGCAUCAUUUUUCUGAUAAAGCAGAAGAAGAAAAUGCUUUGAUUUACAACUAUGCGCCAGUUUACACAGGGAACAUUUCUGGCUUCCAGCAAAUUUAUAUAAUCUAAGGUACCCGCUUCAGUUAGAGUUGGGCUCUAGCAAACCAAAUGGGCAGUUUGGUGUCUUUGUGAGGAGCAUUGUAUUUUCGUGCACAAUGCAUAUGAUUUUUCAAUCACUUAGAAAUUAAAUUUUAAAUGUUAAAUGUAACCGCUAGAUUUGAUCUGACAGGUGUACUUUUUACAUUCAGGCAGUUCUGGUAACUGUAGCCAUAAUUGCGAUUAGUUGAUUGCCACUGGCUGCAGAACAAUGUCAAGAUAAACUUACUGCGUUUUGUGAGAUCCAUUUGUUAGUGAGCCUUCCUGUUAUUGGCUAAUAAUCCAGAACCCAAUAAUGUUCUGGGGACCCAGGUUCAAAUCCCACCAUGGCAGCUGGUGAAAUAUGAAUUCAGUAAAAAUCUGGAAUAAAGAGAGCUGGUUUAAUGGCAACCACAUAACCACUGUCUAUUAUCAUUUUUAAAAAAAAGACAAUCUGAUUCAAUUAACGUGCUUUAGGGAAGGAAAUUUGCCGUCCCUACCUUUAUCUGAUUUACAUGUGACUCCAGACCCACAGCAAUGUGGUUGACUUUUAACUGCCCUCUGGGCAAUUAGGGAUGGGCAAUAAAUGCUGACCUAGCCAAUGAUAUCCUCAUCCCAUGAAUGAUUACAUAAAAAAAGAGAUACUUCUGAUCUAACUUCAGAAAAAGGAUUUACCAUCUGUGUGCCCCUGACUCUUAUUGCCAUCAGGAUGGACAUAGCUAGCAUAAGUCCCAAGACUGACUUUUUUAAAGUUGCCUAAAUUUAAAGUCACAAGCAUUCCUUUGUGGUGCAAGCUACACAUUAGUAAGCCUCUGAGCCUGCUUUAAGAAUGAGACUGAUUGAUUGACAAGCUUUUUUUUUGAGGUUAUAGUGAAUAUCUUGCAAAGACUGGAGGAGAACAGCACACUUCCAAUAUUACUGCAGUGAAAUUUGCUAUAGACCUUUUUUUAACCUCUUUGUAGAAUUCCCUGCCUUUUCCAGUGAAGCACAAAAGUAAAGGGGCUAAUGCUGGACAUCACUUUUCACAAGGAUAGUAUGAUUGAUAUUACAACAGCUUUUUCAACCUAAUAAGGAAAAGUUACAAAACAAUCAUUUUCUCCAAUGAAAACUGAAUGUAAUUAUAUUGUUGACUACUAAAGAAAUUAACAGCUUUGUAUUAAUUCUCAAUAAAGUAUUUUUAAAACA